Molecule: messenger RNA, 2406 nt
Organism: Aethina tumida (small hive beetle)
Lineage: Eukaryota; Metazoa; Arthropoda; Insecta; Coleoptera; Nitidulidae
Gene: Tes
Exons: 3
Coding region: 69-2294 (741 amino acids)
Molecular function (GO): zinc ion binding
Source: RefSeq, a predicted model, not a curated record
ACGGCAACUUGUUGAUAUUGUUGAGAUAGUAAAGUGGGCAUGGCCCAUUGUUUAGUCAACUAUCGAAAAUGACGGAAGAGGAAUUACCUACUCCGAAUUGGCUUCAGGAAUUAGAGGCGAAAAGGGAAAGGAGAGUUAAGGCUAAAUUGGGACACGAAACUGGUGCCGGUGCUCAAUGUUUGAAAUGUGCUGAUAAGUGCCCAGGCUUGGACCUCCACUUCUGGCGCAAGAUCUGCAGGAUAUGCAAGUGCACGAAGGACGAGCACGACGUCCCGGACGACGACGUGCACGGCUGGGCCGAAUGGCAGCUCCUGGGCAGCAAACCCAACAAAAUCAAGACGAAAAUCACUCUGCCCGGCAGGAAAGGCGAAGUGGAACUGGACUGGACGCCCAAAGGUCAAAAGGAGACGGUCGAGAAGUUCCUGCACUCGUUGCCCGUAGAUGCGAUACCUAUUAAAGGUUCGCAGGCGGCUUCGGAUCGUAAGCUGCAGCUGCAAAAGCAGAUACCGAUCCACGACAUCGACCCGAGCUUGUGCCACGAGCUGACCGAGAACGAGCUCGAGGAGAUGAAUAAGUACAUUGCGCACGUGAAGGAGAAAUCCGUCGGCGUCGGGCAGCUGGUUAGUCUGGGCAAUUUGAUCAGAGGUGUCGCGCACAACUUGAACCCCGUCGAAAUGAAGGUGCUGCACGAGAGGUACGGAAAGAACAUACCGAUCUUCGAGCUGGUCAAGCUGCAGAGUCAGGCCAACGUGAAGCCGUUACAGAUUACCAAGGAUAUGGAGCGGUUGAACGUCAGAGGUUUGAAUAGUAAGGAAGCUCUUGGUGAUUUGGGCGAUAGGAACCACUUGCAGCAGAAUUAUGGUAACCAACAAGUUGUUUAUGGUAGCUUAGUGAGGGAUAAGAAUUACUUGGAAGGGAAGCAGGAGGUUGGCAACCUGGCCGGUAGGCGUAAGUACACUGAUUUGCCAAAGCAAAUUGGGCAACAACCAAGUUAUGGUGAGUUGAGGGCACAAGGUAACUUAGAAGGUCAGGUCAACAUAGCACAAUCAGAAGACGUACUGAACAACCUUCAGAAUCCGGUCUAUGGUGGAUUAAGAGGUAACCAACAGGGCCAAAGCUACAGUAACUUAUCAGACAGACAAAACCCUCAGUCUCCAAUUUAUGGCAAUUUGGAAGGAAACAAGUAUGAUCCAAACCUUGGACAACUGGAGGAAAUUCAGAACAACCCUCUGCCUCCCCCGUACGACGGACUACGAGGAAACCAACAAGGUAACAUUUAUGGUAACUAUGGGCAAGGUCAAAACCUUGGAGGUAACAAAAACAAUAACCCCCAAGUCCACAAAUAUGGUACCGUACCAGAAGCAACUGAAGCAGCUAAUCAGUUGAAGCUUCAAAAACAAUUACCCAACUAUACUCCUGGUAACUUGGCGACUUACAGUGAAAACCAAACCGGUCAAUCCUUCAACAACUUCAAGGACUUAGCAUACUCGACCUACAACAACCCACCAGGAGAACGAGUUUACAGUCCGAAUCACAACCAGCAGCUGCCCAUCAAUAACCAACAGCAAGAAAUACUGCAACCCGAGAACGUUAACAUAGGUUCAAUCAAAGAUAUUUACCCUGAUAUUAAAACGGCAAACUUUGGUCAAAAUGAGAAUUUCAUCGAAGAUCUUCCUUUACCAAGCGAAGCAACUUACUCUUUAGUGGACAACAUAGUUAUCCCAGAUUGCCACGGUUGUAAACAACCCUUCGAUUUCAACGAAUUCGCCAUCACCAUUGAGAAGUCAUCGUCUUUGUACCACGCAGGUUGCUUCAAGUGUGCAGGUUGCAACCAGAUCUUGGCCGACAACAUGUACUUCUAUCACAAGGAAACGAACAACGUCUACUGCCUCAGAGACUAUGCUAAAGUUAAGGGUUACCCUCGUUGUAAGGGUUGCGACGAACUGAUAUUUACGAAAGAGUACUGCCUGACUGAAGAAAACACGUUCCAUUUGAAGCAUUUCUGCUGUUUGGACUGCGACAGCCCUCUGGCUGGUCAGAAUUAUUUGCUUGAGAACUCGCAGCCCAUUUGUUUGCCUUGUUAUGAAAAGGGCAAGGCCGAGAAGUGCUUGGGGUGCAACCAGAUCAUCAAGCCUUUUGAGGAAGGGUUGACUUUGAAGGAUAAACAUUUCCAUGUUAGGGAUGAAUGCUUUUGCUGUAGGGUUUGUUCCAAGCCUUUGUUGGGGAAGAAGUUGAUGUUUAAGAAUAACAGGUUGUACUGCUCUCCUGCCUGUUAUCAAAAGGAUGAGGAUUAAUUAAUUAAUGAAUUCGGUGCUGAUUUAUUAUAUUAUUAUUACUACUAUUAUGUAUAUUGUGCCAUUUAUUACUAUUGUAUUUUGUACGAAUAAAAAUAAAUAAUUAAAUGAA